This is a messenger RNA of Lingula anatina, 716 nucleotides long. RefSeq lists its product as uncharacterized. NCBI's taxonomy places the organism in Eukaryota, Metazoa, Brachiopoda, Lingulata, Lingulida, Lingulidae. The record is from RefSeq and is a predicted model, not a curated record.
GAUGAAGAGUGUCUCGUCCGUAGUAGCACUGUUUCUUCUGCUGGGGUGUGCGCCGUAUGUUACAACUAAGUGCCAGCUAGGCCAGGUUGCAAGUGCCUACUGCCGUCACAAUAGGACUCCGUGCAACUGGGCUCACGAGGUGAAGUUCCCCACCCCGUUUGAGUUCACACCAACGGUCUUCGCAUCACUAGCGGGUAUAGAUGCACGGUCUGACAGAAACCUCCGACUUCAAGCCGUCGUUUCCAAGGUCACUCAGGCGGGGUUCACGCUGACGUUCCACAUCUGGUCGAACACUCAUGUGUACCAUGCUAUGGGAACCUGGAUAGCAUGUGACGACCAAUAGAUUGUCGACACAGAGUCACUCAGCAGAGGACAUUCAAACGGACUGAUCAUGAACAGACAACGGAAAUGAACAUUCAAAUAAUCUCUCUCUCUCUCUCUCUCUGUCAUGCUUUGCUGAUAACACAUUUCAGGCUAUUUUGGGGGAGAAAAAUACUGUAAAUGAUGGUGUACAGCAUCUUUAUAAAAUUUAUAAGCUUUUGUGAGUGUGCUUGCCCUUCUUAUAUUUGGCCUGUAUUAUACCCGACAUAAAACAAUGGAUGAUAUUUAUCAUAUUAUUUUAAAGUAUCUUAAAUUAAUAUUCAAUUUUUAUAAUAGGCUUAGCUUUCGUAUCCAUUUUAAUUACAUUGAUAUUUUUGGCACAUUAAGGGGUAAAA